Messenger RNA from Arabidopsis arenosa, 3213 nucleotides. NCBI's taxonomy places the organism in Eukaryota, Viridiplantae, Streptophyta, Magnoliopsida, Brassicales, Brassicaceae. The record is from the annotation of a GenBank genome assembly.
CAUGUCUUUUGUUUCUUCUUUUCCCUCUCCUUCUUCUUCUUCUUCUUCAAGCUUUCUUAAUCUUUCUCAGCUUCUUCUUCUUCUUCUCUUGUUCUCGCCAUGAUUGACGAGAAGAUGAGAUCUAAAUCCAUUGGUCCUCUCCUGAGACCAGUAAAACCUUUGAGUCCUCGCAUGGUUCUCUUUGUCCUUGUCUACGUUCUUUCCCUUUCUGUCUUCUUUCUUACAGUUUCAGAGGCUGUUUGUAAUCUUCAGGAUCGAGAUUCUCUCCUUUGGUUCUCUGGCAACGUAUCAUCUCCACUCUCUCCUUUGCAUUGGAAUUCGUCCACUGAUUGUUGCUCCUGGGAAGGUAUCUCUUGUGAUGAUUCUCCCGAAAAUCGUGUCACUUCGGUUCUUUUGCCCUCUAGAGGACUCUCUGGCAAUCUCCCGUCGUCUGUUUUGGAUCUCCGCCGUCUCUCUCGUCUCGACCUUUCUCAUAACCGUCUCUCUGGUCCACUCCCACCAGAUUUCCUCUCUGCCCUUGAUCAGUUAUUGGUUCUUGAUCUUAGUUACAACAGUUUCAAAGGUGAAUUGCCACUUCAACAAUCAUUUGGCAAUGGAAGCAACCGAAUCUUUCCAAUUCAGACCGUUGAUCUCUCCAGCAAUCUUCUUGAGGGACAAAUCCUCGACGGUUCUGUUUUUCUCGAGGGUGCUUUCAAUUUAACCAGUUUCAAUGUCAGUAACAACAGCUUCACGGGUCCUAAUCCUUCCUUCAUGUGCACAACUUCACCGCAGCUCACCAAACUGGAUUUCUCCUACAAUGAUUUCAGUGGUGAUCUCUCUCAAGAAUUAGGCAGAUGCUCGAGACUCAGUGUUCUUCGAGCAGGCUUCAACAAUCUCUCUGGGGAAAUCCCUAAAGAAAUCUACAAACUUCCUGAACUCGAGCAACUCGUUUUACCAGUCAACCGUCUUUCUGGCAAGAUUGAUGAGGGGAUUACUCGUCUCACCAAACUGACAUUGCUUGAGCUUUACUUCAAUGACCUUGAAGGAGAAAUACCAAAGGAUAUAGGUAAGCUUUCCAAACUGAGAAUCCUCCAACUCCAUAUCAAUAACCUCACGGGUUUUAUCCCGGUUUCUCUCGCCAAUUGCACAAAUCUCGUGAAGUUGAAUUUACGAGUUAAUAAGCUGGGAGGAAAUUUAUCGGCGAUAGACUUCUCCCAGUUUCAGAGCCUCAGCAUUCUGGACCUCGGAAACAAUACCUUCACUGGGGAAUUUCCCUCUACGGUUUACUCCUGCAAAACGAUGACAGCAAUGAGGUUUGCAGGCAACAAGUUAACUGGACAGAUAUCUCCUCAAGUACUGGAAUUGGAAUCCCUGUUGUUCUUUACUUUUUCAGACAAUCAAAUGACAAACCUUACAGGUGCUCUCCGCAUUCUGCAAGGCUGCAAGAAGCUGUCUACUCUGAUCAUGGCAAAGAAUUUUUACGACGAAACAGUACCAAGCGACAAAGACUUUCUUGAUUCAGAUGGAUUUCCAAGCCUCCAAAUCUUCGGUAUCGGUGGAUGCAGAUUGAAAGGUGAAAUACCAGCUUGGCUGAUCAAGCUCCAGAGGGUAGAAGUUAUGGAUCUGUCAAUGAACCGACUUGUGGGGUCAAUUCCCGGUUGGCUAGGAACUCUUCCAGACCUUUUCUACUUGGAUCUUUCCGAUAACUUGCUAACAGGAGAGCUUCCAAAGGAACUGUUUCAGCUGAGGGCUCUGAUGUCCCAAAAGGCAUACGAUGCAACAGAGCGGAACUAUCUAGAGCUGCCGGUUUUUGUCAAACCCAAUAAUGUCACCACCAAUCAGCAAUACAAUCAGCUAUCCAGCCUCCCACCUACGAUAUACAUCAGGAGGAAUAACUUGACUGGGAGUAUACCAGUGGAGGUCGGACAGCUAAAGGUUCUCCAUAUCCUGGAGCUUCUAGGUAACAAUUUUUCGGGCAGCAUCCCCGAUGAAUUGUCAAACCUCACAAACUUAGAGAGGCUGGACCUGUCCAACAACAAUCUCUCCGGUAGAAUUCCUUGGUCACUCACGGGACUCCAUUUCAUGUCCUAUUUCAAUGUUGCAAACAACACUCUCAGUGGGCCGAUACCCACAGGGAGCCAGUUUGAUACCUUCCCAAAAGCAUAUUUUGAAGGAAACCCUUUGCUGUGCGGUGGUGUACUGCUAACCUCCUGCACUCCAACUCAGCCCUCUACUACAAAGAUUGCUGGGAAAGGAAAGAUCAACAGAAGGCUUGUUUUGGGGCUUGUCAUUGGGCUUUUUUUUGGCGUCAGUUUGAUUUUGGUGAUGUUAGCUCUGUUGGUGCUUUCCAAGAGGAGGGUAAAUCCAGGAGACUCUGAGAAUGCUGAACUGGAGAUAAAUUCCAAUGGCUCGUAUUCUGAAGUCCCUCAAGGGUCGGAGAAAGACAUAAGUCUCGUACUGUUGUUUGGAAACAGUAGAUAUGAAGUAAAAGACCUGACCAUAUUUGAGCUCUUGAAAGCUACCGACAACUUCAGUCAAGCUAAUAUAAUUGGCUGCGGCGGGUUUGGCCUUGUCUAUAAGGCUACCUUGGAUAAUGGAACAAAACUGGCGGUUAAGAAACUCACAGGAGACUAUGGUAUGAUGGAGAAAGAAUUCAAGGCAGAGGUAGAAGUUCUGUCCAGGGCGAAACAUGAGAACCUGGUUGCUCUACAAGAGUAUGGACAAGCUUGGGUAGCCACUUUGAGAGGUGACGUGUACAGUUUCGGUGUCGUCAUGCUAGAGCUUCUCACAGGGAAAAGACCAAUGGAGGUUUUCAGGCCAAAGAUGUCAAGAGAAUUGGUCGCAUGGGUGCAUACUAUGAAAAGGGACGGGAAACCAGAGGAAGUGUUUGAUAAAUUGCUGAGAGAAAGUGGUUAUGAAGAAGAGAUGCUCCGUGUGCUUGACAUAGCCUGCAUGUGUGUGAACCAAAAUCCAAUGAAAAGACCAAACAUCCAACAAGUUGUAGACUGGCUUAAGAAUAUAGAAGCGGGGAAAACAAACCAAAAUAACAGAGAAGAACCCGAAGAAGAAGAAGAGACGUAACUGUGUGUGUGCCUUGUCCUACAUUCAUCAUUGUGAUCAGAUUCAUAUAUCUGCAUAAGUACAUACACACUUAUUUUUCUUGUCAAUUGCAUAUGUUAACCAUCAUUUCCAUGUAAAUUAUAAUUUUGAUGGUAAUAGAAGCUUUGAUGAUGU